This is a messenger RNA of Brassica napus (rape), 1102 nucleotides long. Its product is annotated as rac-like GTP-binding protein ARAC1. The record is from RefSeq and is a predicted model, not a curated record. Gene Ontology annotation, cellular component: cell projection; cytoskeleton; cell cortex. The transcript has 7 exons. Gene Ontology annotation, biological process: regulation of cell shape; establishment or maintenance of cell polarity; actin filament organization. The coding region runs from base 302 to 895 and encodes 197 amino acids. Lineage: Eukaryota; Viridiplantae; Streptophyta; Magnoliopsida; Brassicales; Brassicaceae. Gene Ontology annotation, molecular function: protein kinase binding; GTP binding; GTPase activity.
CAAAAGAAUAGGGGAAGUGGGAGUAUAUGGAUGGAAAAGAUGUGAAAGAACGCUUCAACGGCAUAAAUGUCCGGCCAAUCGCUUUCCUACUUCCUCUCUCGAUACACCGAUUCAUUUCAUUCUUCACUGAUCGCUCCCUCUCACAUUUCCGAUUUCGUUUAGGGUAACAUUUUCUAGGGUUUUUUUUAGAUAGGCGAAAUUGAAAUUGGGAAGAAGACAGGUGUUGUUUCCUCAGGUGUAGUAUUAGUAGAUCUGAGGGGGUUGAUUUUUUUCGAAUUAUUGUGGGUGUGAGGGGGGGAAAAUGAGCGCAUCUCGGUUCAUAAAGUGCGUGACGGUCGGUGACGGAGCAGUGGGCAAAACAUGUCUCCUCAUCUCUUACACCAGCAACACUUUCCCUACGGAUUAUGUGCCCACUGUUUUCGAUAACUUUAGCGCUAACGUUGUUGUUAACGGAGCCACUGUCAACUUAGGACUCUGGGAUACAGCAGGGCAGGAGGAUUAUAACAGAUUGAGACCCUUGAGUUACCGCGGUGCUGACGUUUUCAUCUUAGCCUUCUCUCUUAUCAGUAAGGCUAGUUAUGAGAAUGUCUCCAAGAAGUGGAUCCCUGAGCUGACCCACUAUGCCCCUGGUGUCCCUAUUGUUCUUGUUGGAACCAAACUAGAUCUUAGGGAUGACAAACAGUUCUUCGUUGACCACCCUGGUGCUGUACCUAUUACCACUGCUCAGGGCGAGGAACUAAUGAAGCUAAUUGGAGCUCCUUCGUACAUCGAGUGCAGCUCAAAAUCACAGGAGAACGUGAAGGGGGUGUUUGAUGCAGCGAUCAGAGUGGUACUUCAACCUCCAAAGCAGAAGAAAAAGAAGAGCAAAGCUCAAAAGGCCUGCUCCAUUUUGUGAUUUCUCUACGCUCAUCUCUCUUCCACUCUCUAGUGAAGGCUUAAGAAGAAGAAACACUUUAGCCUUUAAGAUUUGGUUCAGAGUUCGUUGUGAUAAGCCUCGCUUAAUCCUUAGAAACGAUUACUUCUGGUUUUACUGAUAAAGAGCUUCCAGCUUUAUAGCUGAGAGCUAAUAUUGCACUACCACUACUUCUCUCUUUGUCUUUAA